Cyprinodon tularosa is the source of this 2130-nucleotide messenger RNA. Its product is annotated as nucleolar transcription factor 1-like. The record is from RefSeq and is a predicted model, not a curated record. The coding region runs from base 284 to 1639 and encodes 451 amino acids. NCBI's taxonomy places the organism in Eukaryota, Metazoa, Chordata, Actinopteri, Cyprinodontiformes, Cyprinodontidae. The transcript is spliced from 16 exons.
AUACGGAAGUUGACACGGAAGUAGAACAAAACAGCCAGGAAAGCCAUGUGUGCGCGUUAGUUGCUUGUAAAGGCUGAUUUAGCCUUUUGAAUUUAGUGAGAAUCAAUAUUUAUUUGUUCAACUAUCCCUUCUCUGGUCUGUGUUUUCAGAUAAGAGUUGUUAAUGUAAAAAAUCGCCCUCUUUUAAAGUUUGUUUCUGCUUUUUAGAUUUUUAAGUAUCACCUGGCCUGGUUUAUUUUUCAAAACAUUGCAGAUUGUUCCCAGAAAAGAAAAUCUACUUUGACAUGUAUAAGAUAAAUGAGGAAGAUGUUGAUUCAGAUGCUGAUUCGGAUACUCUGACUCCAGAAUGGACGCAGAAAAACCUCAAGCAGCUCAUUGCUUCUCUGAAAGAACACCUCCCAACGGGCAGGAGACCGGAAACGUAUAUCCGAGAAAUGAAGGCUGUAGACUGGCAUAAAGUUGCAUUCUCUCCCUUUUCUGCAGAGGAAUGCCAGGAGAAGUGGAACAGUAUUAUGGUGAAGAUGCGCAGGUACCGCACCCUUCCCGAGCUCCUUGAUGAGGCUGAAGCUCUGCUUUCACACCCUGUCAAUUACAAAACUAUCCACUCAGAGUUGCCCAAACUACCUGUUAAUCCUAAAAUGAAAUAUAUUGCGAAAGAAAUGUCCAACUGUAAGAAUAACCAUCCAGAACUGUCUUGUCCAGAGAUUACAAAGUUAUUGGCCAAGAAGUAUGAUUCCCUCCCAGAUGAGGAGAAGGCUGAAUAUGUGAGGAAACAUUCACUUGAACUUAGUGAAUAUAACAAAAAGAAGCACGACUUCUGUAUUAGCAAUAAACUGCGCCUUCCUAUGAAAAGGAGUUGGAAAAGGAGGUCCAAUAAAAAUGGAGGUGAAGGCUGUAGUAAAGACGAAGAACUGCCUGAGAAGCCGCCUCCACAUGGUCGUGCCCUGUUCCUUAAGGAAUUUUCUAAAGCGAGUGGGCCUUCACUUGGAGCUAACUUUUUGAAGACCUCGAGUCAACGCUGGAGAGAAAUGAGUAAAAAAGAGAAGCAGAAGUACAAUUCACGCUGUGACGAGAUGAAGAAAGAGUAUAAGAACAAACUGCUCAAAUAUCUAGAUCAAUUAGAUGUUGAGGAGAGGCAGCGGAUCAUCAAAGAAAAAAACAUAAAAGUCCCAAAGGCAACUUUGGGUCAUUAUGUGAAAAUGCCGGGCGAGCCUAAGAUGCCCACACACUCUAGAUUUAUCUAUUUUCAUAAAGAGCAGGUAAAAUAUAUUGAUAAGGCCUUGAAAGGAAAGGACCAAAUUCAAAUGAUCAAGAAACAAUGGCAUGAGCUUCCUGAAUCAGAGAGGAAACGUUAUACAAAAAUUAUCAAGGAAGACAUGAGAAAAUACAAAGAAGACUUGAAACAGUGGUUUCAGACGCUGUCUCCAAAAGAGCAGAAGGAUUACUUGAAAAGGAAACCUAGAAAGCAACAGUAUCUUAAACAAAGCUUGUCAAUCAAAGAAAGGAAUCUUAAACUACCUUCAGACUCAGAAGAUGAAGACAUCGUCUUGAGUGGUGAUGAAGAGGAAAACCUUAUCGAAUCUGAGGUUGAAGAGUCAGAAGAGGAAGAAUGCAGCGACAUGUUUGACAUGUAUGAUUAAUAACAGACAGGUUUUCCCUUGUCAAAUCCAUAACAAUGAUCAAUGGACUGGUUUCUGUCAUGGAAAGCCCAAAGAAAACACAACCUGGGACUCUGUGUAACCAAAGAUCGUCUGACCUGCUGAGAGGCCUGGAUGCGCUAUCGGAAUAUAGGGAUGGACUUAAUGCAAUGGAGGAAAAAGGAAUUUCCCACUUGGUAAACUUUCUUUAGAAAGAAUUAUGUCUCCAUUGUGGACCCAUAAGCCUGUAGUCUUGACUUUGUUCUCAGAUUGUUAAUCAACUUCAGAUUAAAGUGAACACCUUUAAUGGAGCUUUGAAAAAGAUACCUAAAAGAUGAAAGGGAAAAAAAGAUGCAAAUGGUUAAUAUUCUUUGCUUUUUUUAUCUGGACUUUAUUUUAUUUAUAUAUAUCUUUGUGUUAUUCAUUGGGUCAUAUGUUAUAGAUUUGUCCGCUACUAUGCUCAGUGUAAAAAUAAAAUCAUUUUCUUUUCACUA